AUGCAAAUCGAAAAUGAACCGAGUAGUGGUAGAGAAUUGAAAAUAAACGAAAUUGACGACAAGAAAAAUUAUAUGCAAAUAAUGAAAACUGCGCGAGAAUUGGAAGAAUCUGGAGAUUUUGUGAAGGAAGAAGAAGAGGGGAAAAGUGAGAAAAAGAAAAGAAAGAGGAAAUCCAGAAAACGAUCCAGGAAUAAGGAUUCUGAGGAAUCCGAAGAAGAACCGGCGAAAGAUAAUAACUUGGUAUUUAGGAUUUGUCUGAAAUCUUUUUUAUUUAUCUGAAAUUUCCAGCGCUUCUGGAUUAUCCUCAUCGUUCUCGCCAUCAUUUUAUUGCUUGUUGUUAUCGGAGCCGCGAUUUUCUUCAUAGUCUUCGCACUUGAACAAAUGAACAACAACAAAGAGUGAGUUAUUAUCGCUCCACCGAAAUAAACACGCAACGCAGACCGCGUCGCGCCACAACACACACACAAAUAAGGGAACGAUUCAAAUUCCCUCCCUUUUUUGUGUGUUGUGGCGCGGCGCGGUCUGCGUUGCGUGUUUAUUUCGGUGGAGCGCGUGGUGAGAUUUUCGAUAAUAAUCAAUUAAAAGAAAUUUCCAGAUCAUCCGAAAGUCUAGAAGAUCUAGUUAAACCUCUCGAAUACAAUUUAACGCUGAAAAUCGAUUCUGGAAAUCGAAAUCUGGCGACAUUUGGAAAUUUAUCAGCAAAAUUGGUGGUUUUGAAGAAAACUAGUCGAUUUUUGCUAUCUUCGGAUCAAAAAUUGAAGUUUGAUAUCAAGAAAAUCCACGUGUUCAAUGCUCAGAAUAAGGAAAUCACUGUGAAAUCGCUUGGCCAUGUGAACAAUAAUCAAAGCGUAGAAAUUGGCCUCGAAAUGGAGAUAGCUGAAAAUCAAGAGAUUAUUGUGCGAAUUUCCUACAAGGGUAGGAUUUUCAAACAUGUUCAAGAGGGAUUAUACCAAAAAUCUCAAGAGAAUAUAAAAGAUCCUAUAAUUAUCAGUCAAUUUUCACCGGAUUUCGGAAAAUUUGUAGUUCCUUGUGUAGAAGAUCCAAAAUAUAAGGCGAUUUGGCGAAUCUCGAUUAUUCAUCCGAUUGGAACUCAAGCGAUUUCAAGUGCUGAAGUUGAAGCUAGCAAAAAUCUGGAGGCUAAUUUCAAGCUCACAAAAUUCCAAGCUACUCCGAAUAUCUCAACUUAUCAUCUAGGAUUAGCUAUAGGGAUUUGGGAUUUUGAAAAAUCUGGAAUUUUUCAAGUCUUCUCGAGGCCUGAAGUUUCGAACAGAUUGAAAUAUAUCGCGUUGGAAGCUUCUGACAUCGCCAGAAAAAUGGAAGAAAUUUUGAAAAUCCCGCUUCCCGUGAAGAAGCUUGAUUUCCUAGUCAUUCAGGAUUUUCAACUCGAACCACAGGCUAAUUUCGGAUUGAUCUUCCUCAAUGAGAACGAUUUAUUGAUCGAAGAUUCUUGGGAAAAUGAGAUUGCUCUUCGGAAACGAGAAAUUCGAUUGUUGUUAUCAAAACAGAUUGCAAUGCAAUAUUUUGGGAAUUUUGUGACGAUGAAAAGUUGGGAUAGUGUUUGGUUGAAGGAGGGAUUGUCUGAGGUUUUUGGUGUGAUUGCGGUUGGAGGGGUUAGUUUGCCACAAAUGCCUGUGAACACUUUUCUGGAGCUCCAAAGUCACAUAGAAUUGAGUUUUGGUUUUCACCAUAUUCCUGGGUGAAAAAUCAAUGCUUAUAAUUUAAAUAAGGUUGUUCACCACAUUCGAAAACCUGUCAUCUUUUUAGUUUAUCAAAAAAUAUGAAAAACCAGCUGGAACCUGUAAUUUUUUAAAAAGUCAUGAUAAAUUUUUGAAAAUUUCAGUUUUCAGCUGGUUUUUCAUAUUUUUCUGAUAAACUAAAAAUAUUAUAGAUUAUCGAAUGUGCUGAAAAACCUUAUUCAAAUUAUAAGCAUUGAUUUUUCACCCAGGAAUAUGACGAAAACCAAAACUCAAUUCUAUGUAACUUUGGAGCUUCAGAAAAGUGCUCACAGGAAAUUGUGGAAAUUUUUGACAUCGGAAUCGUGAUCAGCAUGGUCGAUUUGGUGUAUUUCGAUGUGUUUCAUCGAAGUUGAGAACUGUGGCAGCUGUAAAAAAUAAAAAUCAGUGCAAAUCAUUACUUCGUCAGUCGCGUGCGGCUGUGCGUCGCGGUCGGGAAACAAAGGAAACAAUGAUUGUUGCCACGUCAUAAGAUCUUCCAAAUCUUGAUUUUUUGCAGGAAUCCCAAUUCGCCUCAACAAUUCAAAAACGCGCAUUUGACAGUGAAUUCAGCAAAAUCAACCUGCAUUCUCUAACUCAUACAAAAUCAGUUAGCACAAGUCUGCAAAAUGAUAUAAAUGGAGUGGAUUAUGGAAAAGCUUCUUCAAUUUUAUUUAUGAUUCGAAGAGUUUUGGGAAAUGAUGUAUUUUUGAGUGGAAUUCGAGAAUAUUUGAGCAAAAAUCAAUAUUCAUCUGUCACCGAAACGGAUUUAUUCGAGAAUCUUCAGAAAGCUUAUGACGUGGCGAGAAAUCAGGGUCAAUUAAAUGUCACGAUUUUUGCGCGAAGCUGGACUGAACAAAUUGGAUAUCCGGUGGUUUUUGUUGAACGAAUCGAUGAGCGACACAUCAAAUUGACGCAAAAAUUGUUUGAGCGAUUUUCGAUGGGACUUCCGAAGGCGAUUGCGAACAAAACGAAUAUGGAUUUUCGAUGGGAGAUUCCGAUUUGGUUUCAGGAUGGAUUGGUGAAGAAUUUUGAUGUGAAAUGGUUGAGAGGAGGUGAAUUUUUGUUCUAAUUUUUUAAAAUUCUGUACUUUGUUCCGAAAAUUUCGGGGGAUUAUGAGCAUUUUUAAAAAUUUUAUGUGGCCGAACUAUUUUGGUGGCCGAGAAAUGUCGGGAAUUCGGCCAAGGCAACAAACUCGCUCUAAUUCUGCAAAAAUUCUCGUUUGGCCGAAUUCUCGGCCACAUAGUAUUUUUUUCUGAAAUUUACCUUGCGCUCCACCGAAAUAAACACGCGACGCAGACCGCGUCGCGCCACAACACACAUAUAAGGGAACGGUUCAAAUUCCCUCCCUUUUUUAUGUGUGUUGUGGCGCGGCGCGGUCUGCGUUGCGUGUUUAUUUCGGUGGAGCGCGUGGUACCGAACCGAACUAUUUUGGUGGCCGAGAAAUGUCGGGAAUUCGGCCAACUCGCUCUAAUGUUGCAAAAAUUCUCAUUGUUGGCCGAAUCCCGACAUUUCUCGGCCAUAUAUCUUUUAAUUUUUCAAUUUUUUGUGAAGUAAAUGCAUUUUGAGAUUCAUUCAUCAAUAUUUGAACAUUUUAAAUUAGAAAAAUCUCACAAAACUUCCCAAAAACCAGAAAAUUUUCAGACGAACCUCUGCUUCUCGAAUCCAAAGGUCCAUUUGUCCUAAAUCUCGAUUCCAUCGGUUUCUAUCGAAUUCAUUAUUCCGAAAAAAUGUUCAAAUCAAUCUCCUCAAACCUCGAAUCCGAUCCACAUUGUUAUUCAGAAAGCACAAAACUUCGAAUCAUCGAAGAUGCAAAUUCUUUUGGUUAUUUGAAAAAUCUCGAAAAUUAUAUUAUGAAAGAACAUGAGCCGAUUCCAAUUGAAACGUAUUUGAAAGCACAAAAAGAUGAGGAUGGUUUGAGAUUUUUCGCAAAUCAUACUGUAGUUAAAGGCGAUUGGGAUUUUGUAGUGAAGAAUUAUUUGAAGGAGGAAAAUGUUGAGGAAGUGUGAGUUUUUUUUUUGAAAUUUUUUUAAGCUUAUAUAUUUUUAUCCUUUUUAGAAAAUCGGAACUUCUUGUGAUUUGUGAAAAAUGUCGAAACAAUGAUGAAAUUUGCGGUGAAAAAGCGAAAUUUUACUGGAAAAUACUUGAAAAACAGUGCAAAACUGGUCAAAUGCUGUCAACUUGUUUGAAAAUCCCGCCACCAAUUCGAAAAUUCGUAUUCUGCCGAUCGAAAUUGGAUGAUUUGAGUGGAGAAGUUCAGGAGAAGUUGGCGAAAUGGAAUUCGAUGGAGAAAAAUUGGAAUAUGGCACAGGAUUUGGGUUUUGGGUUUUAUUGUGAGAAUGGAUGGAAUCGAUUUGUGGAAAGUGAUAUUGGAGCGAAGAUUGAUGCGUUGAAUUGGUAG
Messenger RNA from Caenorhabditis angaria, 4113 nucleotides. The record is from the annotation of a GenBank genome assembly. Lineage: Eukaryota; Metazoa; Nematoda; Chromadorea; Rhabditida; Rhabditidae.